Acanthaster planci (crown-of-thorns starfish) is the source of this 4135-nucleotide messenger RNA. Its product is annotated as aromatic-L-amino-acid decarboxylase-like. The record is from RefSeq and is a predicted model, not a curated record. Gene Ontology annotation, biological process: serotonin biosynthetic process; catecholamine metabolic process; carboxylic acid metabolic process. NCBI's taxonomy places the organism in Eukaryota, Metazoa, Echinodermata, Asteroidea, Valvatida, Acanthasteridae. Gene Ontology annotation, cellular component: cytoplasm. Gene Ontology annotation, molecular function: aromatic-L-amino-acid decarboxylase activity; pyridoxal phosphate binding.
GUAAAGUGUCGUUAUGGGUGGAAAGGGAUGUUAAAAGAGAAAUAGAUUAGACUGACAAGUGACAUGGGUCUCCUACGAGGCCAAAUGAUGCUCAUGAGAAGGGUCGGCUGCUGUUCGUACAAGCAUCGAGGAAAGACACGGACGUAGUAUCAAAGCCAAAGGAUGGAUCAUUGGAGACUUCUGGUCGUCUCUGGAGUGGAGCAGUUGGAAUUCAUUUGAAACGUUAUGUGAAACUCUUACAUACAGCAAGGAAAAGAUGCAGAGUACCCUUUCGGGGGUCCGCCCCAUCCGGUCCCCCCCCCCAUCAAAAUGACUUUGCUGGCCCGGCACAGCAUUAUGUAACUCGAGCUUUGAAGUGAAUUCUCUCUUCCCGUUCAGAGCGGAGUUAUGUACACGUACCAUGCAGACGACGAGUUUCGCACACGGGCGCGGCCUGUGACGUGUUAUCGGAAACACUGCGUGAACUACAUGUACGUGUAGUAAGUUAAAGGUUUGUAGUUUGGCUGUUAUGUGUGCGUAGAAUUAGAAUUUACAGUCGAAGAUGUGCGUUUUCACUGCGCCUGUUUAUGUAGGAGUGAAAAGUGAGGAGCCUAGUACGGCCAUAACGAACUAAAAGCAUACAUGGACGGAAAGGCGUUCAUUCAAAGUGCGUUCUCCUUAAUCCCAAGAGAAAACACUCUAUUGUGUGCUAUGGAUCAGGCUAAGAGCUCGCUGGACCUUCAGCUUGUAUACCUGCGUCUAUUGUUCGUGGAACAACAGGCGCUUUUUAUUGGUCGGUGCAGCGAGGGCGGAGCAACUCCGUCAGUGCUGCUGGUGUCGAGCUCUUACGGUGGUGCAUCAUCACCGACCAAAUAGUUUCAACAGAAAACGUCACGACCACACCACUCAGUGUGUCGAGACAAGGUUGAUCUCUAGAACUACUGGCAAGUCAGCGGAUUUUUCCACGAGAAAAAGGCUCUAGAGACUGCUUCAUAUACUACAACAAUCAUCAUGACAAAUUCUGCGGAUUUCCGCCAGUGGGGCAAAGAGAUGGUGGAUUAUAUUGCAGAUUAUCUGGACAAUAUUGCCGAUCGUCCACCGCUCUCUCAAGUUGAACCGGGGUACCUGCGAAAGCUGAUACCUGAGGAAGCCCCACACUAUCCUGACAAAUGGCAAGAUGUCUUCGCAGAUAUCGAACGGAUCAUUAUGCCAGGAGUAACACACUGGCAUUCUCCACAUUUCCAUUCCUACUUCCCUACUGGUAAUUCGUACGCUGCUAUCCUUGGCGACAUGUUGUCUGAUGCCAUAGGAUGUAUUGGAUUCAGCUGGAUCAGCAGUCCAGCAUGUACUGAGCUCGAGAUGGUAACUUUAGACUGGCUGGGAAAGAUGCUUCGUCUUCCUGAUUCAUUUCUCUCAUGCACUGAGGGAGGUCAAGGUGGCGGAGUUAUUCAGGGAACAGCCAGUGAAAGCACCGUCAUGGCUCUCCUAUCUGCAAAGAUGAGAUCAAUCCGUCAAUAUAAAGCUUUGCAACCGGAGAGAGACCAGUACGAGAUUAUGUCCAAACUUGUGGCUUACACAUCGGAAUAUGCCCAUUCGUCUGUAGAAAGAGCCUCUUUAAUCAGUUCUGUCAAGAUGAGAAUGCUACCUUGUGAUGACAAGUAUGCGUUACGUGGAGAAACUCUGGCCAAAGCUAUCCAAGAGGACAAGGCUGAAGGGCUCAUUCCAGCAUUUGUUUGUGCCACAAUUGGUACUACACCUUCAUGCGCCUUUGAUAAUCUUGAAGAAAUUGGACCAAUAUGUGAGGCUGAGAAGGUUUGGUUGCAUGUUGAUGCCGCAUAUGCAGGGACUGCAUUAAUCUGUCCAGAGUUUAGAUCACUUGCGAAUGGGAUAGAGCUUGCAGAUUCUUUCAACUUUAACCCGCACAAAUGGAUGCGCGUGAACUUUGAUUGUUCAGCCAUGUGGGUCCGAAACCAGACAGACCUAGUGGGUGCCUUCCAAGUUGAUCCAACCUAUCUCAAGCACGAGCACGAGGGAAAAGUCGUCGAUUAUAGACACUGGCACAUACCGCUGGGAAGACGCUUUCGAUCUCUCAAGUUGUGGUUUGUUCUUCGUCUUUUCGGUGUGUCUCAGCUUCAGGAACAUAUUAGAAAGCAAGUUAACUUGGCUCAUGAGUUUGAAGCUUUAGUGCGGAAAGAUGCAAGAUUUGAAAUAGUAGCUGAUGUCGUACUUGGCCUCGUGUGUUUCCGUCUCAAGGGCACAGAUGUUGAGAACGAGGAACUUCUACGGCGGGUUACUAAGACAGGUAAAGUGUUCCUAGUUGGGAGUCAUCUCAAUAAGCAAUUUGUCAUUCGCUUCGCCGUGUGUGCACCCCAGACCACAUCUGAGGAUAUUCACUAUGCCUGGAAUGCCAUCACUGAAGAGACAAACUCUCCUCUUUUAAAUGGGAUCACAAAUGUGAGCAACGGAAAAUAAUCUUUGAAUGAGACCCUGGCCUACACGAUUUCUUGCAUCAUAUUGAGCAUAUCUUAGCACAAAACAACAGCGAAUCAUGAAGUGGGUGAUUUGAGGUAUAAGGACCAGAUUUCCCGUAGGUCCUAUCCGACAGGAUAGUUUUGCGUUCUCUCUUUUGUUGCUCGUUAUUUAACGAAAUUAGUGUCUCAGCCCUGACAAAAAAAUAGUUCGGUUAGAAGGAAUUCGUGAAGUCUUUGAAAUCCUAAAUUUUGGAGAUCAUUCAAAAGAACCAAUGUUUUUAAAUUUGGGCCUUUCUCCGGAAUUUUUGACGCACCAACAGGUCAGAUUUUUUUUUACGAAACGGACUUGCUUUUCACCACAAUUCAAUGUAAUGACACGCAUUAUGCCUUUAUGCACAUUUGCCCAAACUGACUUUUUGAUCUGAGGAACGUUAGUUUAAGACCAGCCAAGCACAUAUUUAUUCCAUUCAAAUUGAUUCAUUAUGCUUCAACCGAUACGUUUUAAUGCUGAAAAACCCAAAUCAUCAGCUUCUGUAGUAAUUACAGACUUCAAAAAGGCAUUUGAUAGAAAUACACUGUUUCUAUAACUAAAUUAAUCGAUCUACGAGUGAGAACUGCGAUCGUUUCGUGGAUUUGUAAUUUUCUCUUGUAUCGCCAACAAUGUGUAAGAUUCCACUCUACUUGCUCUGACUGGUUAACACUUUCAAUGCUGGAGUUCCUCAGGGCACGAAACUCGGACCUGUUAUUUUUUGUCAAUGAUUAACGAUUCUAUCCCUCCUGAUCGACUACGUGAAGUUUAUUUUACAUGUAAAUGUUUUUCGCUAAUAAUUAAGUACAUGUGCUUAUAAUGGCUUUAAAGCAUUUUAGGUAAUGUGUAUUGUGGAGUAUUGAAAUGUUUUUGCGUUUGUGUUUAUAAUUGAGAUAUAUGUUAUAUCUUAUUUUCGAUCUAAUUCAGUGUAUAAAUGUCUUUUCCAUUCGUUCCUUCAUGCAAAUCAAAACGACCCAUAAAUUUUCUUUUAAAUGUACAUGUAUUUUCAAUGGUCCUAAAGCAUUUUGGACAUAAUGGAGUAUUGAAAUGUUUUGUGCAUGUGUUUGUAAUGAGAUGUGUCUGAUUUGUGAUGUAAUUCAGUGUAUGAAUGUCCAUUAUAGUAGGUUGCCUUAAUUUUUUAAGCAGGCUUUAUAGAGCUGCUGCGCCAGUGUGUAUCUGAAGAAAAGUUAAGCACCAUUACGUGAAAGAAUAAAAAUAUUUAAAACAUCCUAAUGCCUCUUGAAGGAACAAACGAAUGUAUUGGUAGCUGAUAAUCUCGGUGUUGUGUAAAUGUUGACUUGUUUGUAUUAUGUGUUGUGAAAUCUAAGUCAUCCAGAUGUCUUUCGGAAAGAAUAAUACAUGCAGAGGCGUUUAGUGUAAUUUAAAAGAACUCAACUAAGACUUGAAUGCACAUUGGAAUAGAGUGAUCUGCUAGACAAGACAUUGCAACAUUUAAUUGUGCUGAAACAGUCGCUGUUGUUCCAACACGGGCUGACGUAAGUGGAACGAUUACUGUCGAAGUCCUUUUACAAAGUGCAUAUUUUUGUAAUCAAAACUUCUUAUUAUCAGAAUAUAAACAUAUUUGUUGUUUUAGAAAAUUAUGAAAUUAAUCAUUUUAAAGUUACAAAAUAAAAUAACGAAACAGCAUUAUAAGUCA